AUAGCUCCAUUUUCGACUUUUCAACACCGUUUCUCCUCCCUUUCGCUCGCUCGCUCUCUCUCUCUCUCGCUCGCCUGUGAAGACUUCUGAAUACUCCGGCUACCUCUGUUCACCGUCAGGAUCUUUGACUUCUCGUAAAAACUCUAAAACCCUGAGAUCAACGAUGGGCCAUUGCUGUAGCAAGAAUGUCUCCGUCGUCAACACCGACGUUACCACCAGCGCCCGCGAUCGUUCUGCCGGGACUCGAGAGAGCUUGCCAUCACCAUCCGGAAACUCCGAAUCCGGGGAUGCUCGCUCCGGGAAGCCGACGCCGGCGCACUCCUUCUCUGCCAGUCCCUUCCAGAGUCCUCUCCCAGCGGGAGUGGCCCCAUCCCCUGCGAGAACGCCGGGAAGAAAGUUCAGAUGGCCUCUCCCCCCUCCUUCGCCGGCUAAGCCGAUCAUGGCGGCGAUUCUGAGGCGGCGAGGCCCGUCGAAGCCUGUGGACGGUCCCACGCCAAUACCGGAGGAAGGGGGAGAUGGGGAAAGAGAGAGAAGGCUCGAUAAGAGCUUCGGGUACGCGAAGAACUUUGGGGCGAAGUACGAACUGGGUAAGGAGGUGGGGCGAGGGCAUUUUGGACAUACUUGUUGGGCAAAAGGAAAGAAAGGAGAGCUUAAAGGACAGGCUGUUGCUGUGAAAAUCGUAUCUAAAGCUAAGAUGACGACGGCAAUAGCAAUUGAAGAUGUUCGCAGGGAGGUGAAAAUUUUAAAAGCAUUAUCUGGGCAUAACAAUCUGGUCAAAUUUCAUGAUGCCUUCGAGGACACAAACAACGUCUACGUGGUUAUGGAAUUGUGCCAGGGUGGAGAACUACUGGACAGAAUUCUGUCAAGAGGUGGAAGAUACACGGAGGAAGAUGCUAAAAAAAUUAUCGUGCAAAUCUUGAAUGUGAUGGCCUUUUGUCAUCUGCAAGGUGUUGUGCAUCGUGAUCUAAAGCCAGAGAAUUUUCUUUUCGUCACCAGAGAUGAGGAUUCUCCAAUGAAGGUUAUUGAUUUUGGUCUAUCUGAUUUUAUUAGGCCAGAUCAACGUCUCAAUGACAUUGUUGGCAGUGCAUACUAUGUUGCACCUGAAGUGCUUCAUAGAUCAUACAAUGUUGAAGCAGAUUUAUGGAGUAUUGGCGUCAUAACGUAUAUAUUGUUAUGUGGAAGCAGACCUUUCUGGGCACGAACUGAAUCUGGAAUCUUUCGUUCUGUCCUAAGGGCUGAUCCUAACUUUGAUGAUUCACCUUGGCCUGCGGUUUCGCCAGAAGCUAAAGAUUUUGUUAAGAGGCUUCUGAACAAGGACCAUAGGAAAAGAAUGACUGCUGCUCAAGCUCUAACUCAUCCAUGGCUACGUGAUGAAAACAGAGCGGUGCCUCUUGAUAUUUUAAUCUACAAGUUAGUUAAGUCAUAUGUUCGUGCUACACCUUUCAGACGCGCAGCAUUAAAGGCUCUCUCAAAAGCUAUAAGAGAAGAUGAGCUCGUGUACCUUAAAGCUCAGUUCAAGCUUUUGGAACCAAGAAAUGGAUGCGUCUCUAUCAGUAAUUUUAGAGCGGCUCUCACGAGAAAUUCCACCGAUGCCAUGAGGGAGUCUAGGGUUCCGGAGAUCUUAAAUGUGAUGGAACCGCUCUCUUAUAAACAAAUGGACUUUGAAGAGUUUUGUGCCGCUGCAAUCAAUCCGUAUCAGCUUGAGGCUCUUGAAGGAUGGGAGGAUAUUGCAAAUACAGCUUUUGAAUACUUUGAACAGGAAGGAAAUCGGGUGAUUUCAGUUGAGGAACUGGCACGGGAACUGAAUUUGGGUUCCCAAGCAUUAUCUUUACUCAAGGAUUGGAUCAGAAACUCCGAUGGAAAACUCAGCUUCCUUGGAUACACCAAAUUUUUACACGGUGUGACAUUGCGCAACACAAGACACUGAUAGCAUAUACAAAGAAUUUUGAGCAGAAACUGUGCCCCCCCCCCCCCCCCCCCCCCCCCCCCCAGUUGGCGAAAAAUAUUGUAAAGAUGAAUAUCUUGGAAGGGGGGUUGAAAUUGAGUGAUACUUUGAGUAAAAAAUGUCUGUCUUUCAGCAAGGCCAAGAUGGUUGGUUGUAUACCUUUUGUAAACAUAUUGUGCAAACAGUAUCUACUAUUGAGAUUCUUGAGGCGAUAAAGAUUGAGAUA
This is a messenger RNA of Juglans microcarpa x Juglans regia, 2171 nucleotides long. RefSeq names its product CDPK-related kinase 3-like. The transcript is spliced from 11 exons. Gene Ontology annotation, cellular component: nucleus; cytoplasm. Gene Ontology annotation, molecular function: calcium/calmodulin-dependent protein kinase activity; calmodulin binding; ATP binding. Gene Ontology annotation, biological process: protein autophosphorylation; peptidyl-serine phosphorylation; intracellular signal transduction. Lineage: Eukaryota; Viridiplantae; Streptophyta; Magnoliopsida; Fagales; Juglandaceae. The coding region runs from base 164 to 1927 and encodes 587 amino acids. The record is from RefSeq and is a predicted model, not a curated record.